Cryptosporidium muris RN66 is the source of this 1461-nucleotide messenger RNA. RefSeq lists its product as uncharacterized. Gene Ontology annotation, molecular function: protein binding. NCBI's taxonomy places the organism in Eukaryota, Apicomplexa, Conoidasida, Eucoccidiorida, Cryptosporidiidae. The transcript has 2 exons. The coding region runs from base 1 to 1461 and encodes 486 amino acids. The record is from RefSeq and is a predicted model, not a curated record.
AUGGGAAGAAAGAUAAGAGUUAGACAGGAAAAUGAGACAACAGAAGAGAUCUUACCUAGCAAAUAUAAAUCUGGAUCUUCAAAGUCUCAAUCAUAUAAAUUACAAGAUCAGGUGAUGAGUUUAGAAGGUCAAUUUGCUGAAGAAUAUGAAGAUGAAAUUGAAGAUGAAGUUACAGAGGUGGAAGAUACUGAUUCACUAGAAUAUUGUGGAGAAACUAUUAAGGAGGUAAUAAACUAUUGGACACCAGAAAUUGUAGAUGAAACAGAUUUGGUAUAUGAACCUAGUGCAUAUAAAAUGUAUCAUAAAUGUAUUGUUGAAUGGAGUUGUUUAUCAUUUGAUAUAAUUCCAGAUGGAUUAGGAAGUAUUCGUAAACAAUUUCCACAUACAUGCUAUGUAGCAGCAGGUACUCAAGCAAAUAGAGAUGAAAAUAAUAGGAUACUUUUGAUGAAAUGGUCUAAGUUACAUAAGACAAAAAGAGAUCGUAAUGAUGAAGAUUCUAUUAGCUCAAGUAGUGAUUCAUGUGAAUCUGAUUUAGAAUAUAUUGAUGAAGAUCCAGUAUUAAAUGUUCAGUCCAUUCCACAUAAGGGGACCAUUAAUAGAAUCCGUGUUUGUCCUCAAUAUCCAUCUUUAUUAUCUACAUGGUCUGAAUUAGGUGUGGUGAACAUGUGGGAUGUUUCAGAUGCUUUAAAUGGAAUAAUAAAUAAUUUUACUAAUUCUGGUGUAACAUUAAAGGUUAAAACAGAAAUAAAACCCAAAUUAACUUAUGAAGGACAUCUAGAUGAAGGCUUUGCUAUGGAUUGGAAUCCAAAUAGCCCUAUAGAAUUUAUUUCGGGUGAUAGAAAAGGUAAAAUAUCUUUAUGGGAACCUACUGAAGAUGGCUCAUGGAAAAUCAGAGAUGUUUAUAGACAAUUUCAAUCAAGUGUAGAAAUACUACAAUGGAUGAAGGAACCAAGUCAUAACACUAUUUUUGCAGCUGGCUUUGUAGAUUCAAAUAUUAAUAUAAUUGAUACCCGUUCUGAUGAUAUAUCUAUUAGUAUUCACAAUGCGCAUAAUGGGGAUAUUAAUACUCUUUCCUGGAAUCCAGGUAAUGAAUAUUUGUUACUAAGUGGCAGUGAUGAUUGUGAUAUAAAAUUAUGGGAUACUAGAACUAAUAAUACAUUAGAAACUUUUAAAUGGCAUAAACAGCCUAUCCUUUCUGUUGAUUGGUUAGAGAUAGAUAGUGAUGUAUUUUUAGCUGCUUCACUUGACAACUCAAUUAGUUUUUGGGAUAUUGGUAUAGAACAGCCAGCAGUAGAUGAUGAAAAAAGUGAUAAUGUAAAUAUUAAUGUCCCUUAUAAAAUAUUAUUUCUACAUAUGGGACAAAAUCACAUUGCAGAAGCUAAGUGGCAUAAACAGAUACCAAAUCUUGUGAUAUCUACAGCACAAGAUUCAUUUAAUAUCUUUAUCCCAGAUAAUCUUUAA